This is a messenger RNA of Acaulospora colombiana, 380 nucleotides long. Lineage: Eukaryota; Fungi; Glomeromycota; Glomeromycetes; Diversisporales; Acaulosporaceae. The record is from the annotation of a GenBank genome assembly.
AUUUAUUAGCGUGGAUAGAGAAAACGGGUGAAGAACUUUUUAUUGGGGAACAAGCCGGACCACCUUCCAAGAGGAAGGGUGACAUGGAUUAUAAUAAUCGAAUUGUUUUUGGAGUAUUAGGCUAUCUUUUUGAGAUUAAAAUGCUAAUAAUGUGGAGAGAUGGUGUAUACAUCUAUGACGAAUACGGGAGCUUAAGUAUUGCUUCUAGACUGAAUCAGAUUUCAGAUAUGAAGGCGGGUAUAAUAAGAUUAUUAGAAUUUAUGAUGAUUAUUAAAACCGAAGUGAAAAAUAAUGUGACAGCGGAAUAUGAUAAUGAUUCUAUUCAAAUUUUGAAAAGAAAGUUUGAUGAGAUUAUCCAAACAAAACAGUCACCUAAUAAA